GAAAGCUGAAGUUUAUUUUUAAGAGGACUGCAGACUCUGGAGGCAAACGGUGUCAUCACAUCUGGGAGGGAGCAUCCUGCAGAGUUAGUCUGAGUGCAUGCUUUCACUCUUCUAGGCUAUGAAAGUGAGAGUUGAGGAUCUUGAGGCAUUAUCAUCUGUCUCAGAGUUAUACUUCUGAACAACCUUGAAGGUGAGGGAAAACACCCAUCAUUGGGGCUCAGAAUACUGAAUCAGAACUCUGUCACUUUCUUGCUUUUUGGUAAACCGACUGGGGUGUGGGGGGAGUGCGAUUUAUUUUUAUCUCAGAGGUUGCUUCUCCCUGAUAUGACAGUUCUCUGCUCUUCCUGAGACUGCCUACAAUUCAUCUCAGACUAGCGGAGCAACCCUCACAGAGCAAGAGUAGCCAGGAGACUGGAGUUCAGACUUGGACAGAAGGUUUUCUGUGCUUAGAGGCUGGAAGCUGGAUGUUCUUGGGGUCGCGCAGCCAGAGGCAAGGCUAAUCUUGGUCGUUUAGAGCUUCCAUAGAUAGGAAUAACCAGGGACUAACUGCUCCUGAGACCAGAGAUCAGUAUUUUAAAGUUCAAAUUCGUCUUGGUGAGUUAGCUCGGGUUCUUUGCUCACUAAAACCGCCAAGGUAAUACAGUUUUAAUCCGAGCGUCCGGAGACUCCGCCCCUGGGCCUGGCGUCGGAAGUGCUGCAUGCAGUCACUUCCGUCGCACUGGCGGGCGUCAAGAUGGACGCUCCGUGGGCUCGGGAGCAGCUUCGGCGGCGUUACCUAUUUCCUCCUGAAGUGGAGCUGGACUGCGAGGAGGAGGCCAAGGCAGAGACACCCACAGCUGUUGAGAGAAAGGAGAGGCCUCUUCCAAGACUUAACAUUCACUCUGGAUUCUGGAUUUUGGCGUCCAUCAUUGUGACCUAUUACGUUGAUUUCUUUAAAACCUUUAAAGAAAAUUUUCACACCAAUAGUUGGUUUCUCUUUGGUGGGGCCUUGUUGUUUGUCAGCCUGUCAAUUGCAUUUUACUGCAUAGUCUAUCUGGAAUGGUAUCGUGGGAUUGAAGAAUAUGAUGUCAAGUACCCAACGCUGGUGCCCAUCACAACUGCAACUUUCAUCGCAGCAGGGGUCUGCUUCAACCUGGCUCUGUGGAAUGUGUGGUCAUUUUUCACUCCCUUGCUGCUGUUCACCCAGUUUAUGGGGGUCGUGAUGUUCAUCUCCCUCCUCGGAUGAGCUCCAGGGACCGAAGACAUGGCUCACUGGUGAAGAUCACUGGUUCCUCUUGCAGAGGACCUGCUUUCAAUUCCUGGCAUCUCUGUUGUGGCUCACAACCUUCCGUAACUCUACAUCCAGAUCUAACACCUUGGCCUCCGCAGAUGUCAGGUGCACAUGUGCUGUACACACACACACACACACACACACACACACACACACACACACACACAGGCAAACCACUCAGGUGCAUACAAUAAAAAUGAAUCUUAAAAAAUUCUGCCCUUUUUCUACUAUUUAGAGAAUUUAUGUGUCCCUGCCCAGGUUGGGAGUAUUGAUAAACGUUUAUUAAAUAAGUGUAUAGGGUGUUAGGAUUAGGGUGAAAGAGACAUUAUAGUUCCUCCCCUCAUGCCAGAUACAUCUGACUUAGAGAAAAUCCACUUGAAAGGGGCUACUUGCACACAGGGGAAGUGAGACUCAGGGAAGUGGAGGUCAGAAUGACGGGUGGGGCUCAGGGCCAGGGUGUUCCAGCUGACUGAGUGUGUGCACCCUGCUGCCCUUAGUGGGGAGUGCGGUGUGGAGGUACAUGUGAUCCUGCUGUUGCUAGUCAGAGGCGAGUUGCUGGCCAUCAUCACGCUGACACAAACAUUGUCUUCCAGCAUCAAACUGUGUCCAGAGACCAAUGAGACCUAUGGGACCCCUUGUUCCUGUGCACAUCUCACUUUAAGAGGUUUAGAGUCCCUGUAUCAUCCUAUUCCCACAGCUUUGGCUGGCCCUGAUUCCCACCUUUCUCUCCUCACACCCCUUCCCCAGUGAAUGGAGAUCUUGGGCUCUGACGAUUUGGCUGUUCUUAGGUGUUUGGGUGCUUUGGACUUCUACGUGCCUGGUGUAUGCUUGGCAGUGAGAGUAGUGUGGUGCUGGGAGCCGUGAAGAUUGCCCUGUUUUUCUUUUUUAAGUAUAUAUUUGUGUGUAUGAGUGUUUGUAUAUAUGCUUGUUUGUGUAUGUAUGCAUCUCAUGUGCCUCUGGUACCCUCGGAGGCCAGAAGAAGGCACAGGAUGCCUUAGAACUGGAGUUAAAGAGAUCGUGAGCUUUCAUGUGGGUGCAGGGAAUUGAAUCCAAGUCUUCUGCAAGAACAGCCCGUGCCCUUCACCACUGCACCAUCUCUCCAGGUGCAACACUUUGUUUUUAAUGGGAAUUCAAGAGCUUGCGAUGUUUCACUUGGCACAUAAAUGCUGUUUUCUUCCAGACUUAAGAACAUGACCAUUUAAAGUGAACAAAGCGUCCAGCUUGUCCGCUGACACAAAGGAGAAGCUCACUGUGCACUAGUGUCUCUGAAGUGAGUUGUUUCCCUGGAAAAUUGGUGACUUUCUAGAUCUGCUGUGGAAAUCAGAAUAAAUGAUCUUUCUCUUGGGUGUUCAAAACAAGUGAUUGAUUUUCAGCAGUUUUGUUAGACAGAGCUAGAGAGCGUUAAUCUGUCAGAUUUUGGAGAUGGUAGUGGCUCCUCACAGGAGCACAGUCCCCAGGUUUACAGUCUGGCCCAUCUACUUGAAGGCUAGCUGCCCUUGUAUAUAGGUGGUUGGAUGAAGCAUGACAGAAUCGUGUUGCCACUGUUAGUAGUCAUUGGAGAGCUCGUAUUUGUCACAGCUUUUUAGGUAAGAGGACCAAAUGAAAGUAUCUUAUGGUUUCCUGUUAUUCUGGAUUUUAUCAUUAUCUAAGUUAUUGGGUUUUUAACAUUUUUCAACUUAAGUUCUUUUAAUAAUGUUCAAGUAUAUAUACUUUUUUUCUGUAACAUCAAUAAAAUAUUUUUAUAACUUU
Messenger RNA from Rattus norvegicus (Norway rat), 3019 nucleotides. RefSeq names its product transmembrane protein 128 (gene Tmem128). NCBI's taxonomy places the organism in Eukaryota, Metazoa, Chordata, Mammalia, Rodentia, Muridae. The record is from RefSeq and is a predicted model, not a curated record.